Messenger RNA from Eublepharis macularius, 1384 nucleotides. It is a transcript of the gene MCRIP1, whose product is annotated as MAPK regulated corepressor interacting protein 1. The transcript is spliced from 5 exons. The record is from RefSeq and is a predicted model, not a curated record. Lineage: Eukaryota; Metazoa; Chordata; Lepidosauria; Squamata; Eublepharidae. Bases 136 to 429 code for a protein of 97 amino acids.
CGCAUGCGUCGCCCGGCCUAGGCGCUCUCUUCCGCCCCGGGCCUGGCAGCAGCUAGAGCAACGGGGACCGCCCCGGGCCCAGCAUCGCCAACCUGCACACCUGGUGUUUGGGCCAGGGCUGGGCAAGAGGCAACCAUGACAAGCUCCCCUGUUUCCAGAGUCGUUUACAACGGCAAGAGGAACAGUAGCCCUCGCUCCCCAAGCAACAGCAGUGAAAUCUUCACUCCUGCACAUGAAGAGAAUGUGCGCUUCAUCUAUGAAGCUUGGCAGUGUGUGGAGCGGGAUCUCCGCAGCCAGAUGGCAGGUGGAGAACGGGGCCUUGUGGAAGAGUAUGUGGAAAAGAUACCAAACCCCAGUCUGAAGGCAUUCAAACCUGUUGAUUUGAGUGACCUAAAGCGACGGAACACACAAGACGCUAAGAAAUCCUAAAGUGGCCUGGCUUGACCGAGCUCCAAGUGCUGGCAUGUAGCCACAGAUACAUGCAUUUAUUGACUUUGUGUUGGUUUCCUCCUUUGGUCUGGAUUGUGCCUGGGGCUGGCUCUGAAUUCACUAGGAAGGAUAGGCUUUGUACCUCUCUUUCACAGCAUCCCCUGGCCUGGGCUGCCUGCCUUCAUUCUGCAAUUGGCCCCAGGAAUUCUCUUCUUCCCUAGUAAAUGACAUUUUGCUCUAAUGGUGGCCAAGAGACUGGUGUGUGCCCUCUUGAUUUUUAAGACUGUGAAAUAAGAGAGAAUGGAAUCAGGAACAACUUGACUAUUUUCUCCCUGAGCCACUCUCAAAGCCCAGCCCUUCUGAGGGAGAGGCCAAGAGAAGACAUUGGGGAUGGAAACAGUAAGGUUUCUGCAGUCCUGCCAUAUCCAGUGUGGGAAUUUAGAAUGGUAACUCAAAAUAACAUAAAUACCGGAACUUUGGUCAGAUGAAUGAAAGGGUGUUGUGCUAUGUAUUAUGUGCUCAGCUCUUUGGGGCUGUGGUGGAGGACACCAGAACAUAGAAGCUGACCCAGGUGCAAAGUUCCCCGGAGGGCAGACUUUUUUAAGGUUACUGCAGUGUGCGAUAAAAUGGCACCCUGUGCCGAGAAGAUGUUCCAUAUUGUGCUGUCUCCAUGCCCUGCUGACUUGUAGCCCCAGCCAGGGGGCAGGCAGCAUUUCUGAGCUAGCCCCAGAGGCCAGCCCCGUGCCUCAGCAGCGCUGGGUAUAGCCUUGGUGUGCCCUUGGCAUUGGCAGAACUGCCUCUGCUUGUGUGCAGCCCAGGCAAUAAUGUUGGGGACCCUGCCCAGGGUGGGUCGGCAAGAGGCAUGGUGGCUGUUCCUUUCCCUUUGUUAUGUCCUUUCUUGGUCUGUGUCUGUUGUUAAGGAGUGUUGUAAAUAAAAGCUGGUUAGUCAUUUUGA